AUGAUGAGCGAGGCUGACCUCGUGGUGCUGCCCUCAGCAUGCAGCGAUAACGAGCCUCGCUCGCAUGGGUCGUAUCCCGACUCACCGCCUGUGACGUCGGCACGGCGUCCAGCACCGUUGCUCCCGUCGGGCGCGGCGUACAGGGCCGCUCCCUCUACCCUCGUCACUGCGCCGGGAACGCAGGCGAGCGUGUUGAACCUUGUGACCGCUCUUCCACUUCUCUUGUCGUUGGACCGAUCCCACUACACGGCGACGCUGGACAAUGCACAGGGGGGCGUGCUGGAUAUCUUCACCGCAUCGGGUGCCCGGGGUGACGGUCGCCUUGGUCCGCUGAGCUGGACGACGAUCACCACCGAUGCCGCCACCGCAGCGGUGCGUGCGGUACUGUACGCUCGCGGGACGCCGUCUUGGCAAGCGAAACGGCGGCGACUGCGACGGCUCGCGCUCGACUCAUUCUUUCGCUCAACCGUGUCGGCUCGCAUCUCCGUUCGCCGCGACUGCGGUGCUGAAGGCGGGGAUGGCGUGCGCGAGGCAGUAGUGCGGCUGCUGCACCACACACGCGCCGUCAUGUCGGACAUCUCGCCGACACAAGCGCAUUUGGUUGAUCUUUUCGCGGCCCAGAUUAUGUGCGGUGCGCAGGGUGCUGGUGCCGCCGUGGAAGGCUUACCGCGCGCAGCCGCGGGCAAGGCAACGGAUGAGCCAACUGACGCAGAAGGCGGGCAGUCACUGGGCGCUGCACCCGCCCCCACGGCGAUGAUGAGGGAGCGGUCAAAGCCGGCGUUUGAGCAACGCGGCAUCAUGAAAAGUAGCGUCUCCGCCUCAACCUCAGUCACCGCAUCACCGCGCCACGCCCAAGGCGAGAAUAUCAGCACACCUGCCUCUGCUACCGUUGCGGAACAACUGCUCUAUAUUAUUCUCCGCACCAGCAUUGCGGCGAAUACGCCACGGCGGCCCCUUGUCAUGCACGGUGAUGACACGCCUGCGCUCUUGGUAGAUGGGCUGCAUACACCCCCACCACAAGGCACUGACGGUGCCACCGCCGUGGGAAGCCUGACGCGCAAGAAGCCGCGGCUAGACAGCCUCGAUUGCAUCCGCCCCGCGAAUUUGUCGUCAGAAAACGGGCAAUCGAUUUAUCGCUACUCUAACGAUGCUGGUGGUGCAAGCCCAGCUUCUGCGCUGCCCUAUCAGCCGCACUGCUGGCUAGCGCCGUCGACGGUGGCGCUGGUGGAGCGCUCCCAGGCGCUGCGGCGACACCAGCGCUGGACAUGCGACCUCGAUCCGGUGAUCGAGGCUACCAUAGCUGGAGAGGGCUCAAGCACCCACAGCAGCCACCUGUUUAGGGGCGCUGGCACCCGCUCCGCCGCUGUCGUAUCGCUGCUUGACAGUAUGCGUAGCUCGUGGGCUCCUCUACCUGGCAUGGCAGACAGCGACGACGCUGUGGUUUUGACGGCUCUUGUGCGUGGCAGUGGGCUUCCGUUUGCCACAGCGUCAACUUCAGCUGCACUGGGCGUGGCGCAUGAAGCCGGACCUGCAAGUCACUCCUGUGGUUUUCAGUGGGGGCAGACGAUGAUGGGAGGGGAAGAUCCCGCCGUCGAGGCUCUCUUUGCGGACGGUCGAGCUCGCCGCGUCCAUUCCCACCGUGAAGAAGAAGAUGGUAUCCCCGGCAGUGAAGGGGCAACGCAGACAAGGCAGCGUGAGGCUGAUGCUGCGGCAGCUGCUCUGCCUGCAUGUCGCAUCCCUUUCGUAUCCUGCCUGCCGUUGUACAACGAGGUUGUGUACGCGCAGGUGCACCUGGCCCUGCACUGGUGCGCCGCCGGCCUCGCUGAUCCGUUUUGUCUCACCCACAUCGACAACACGGCCGGCCCAAACUUGCCGGCGUUGCGCGUUCGCGACGAGUUUUACGCCCGCUCGUUGCCGGCCAAUGGUGGCGCCGGGGCAGCCGCCGCCGCGACCGCCAUCAGUGGUUUGGCUUCGCUGCUGGAGUGGGGCUGCUAUUACGGGACGCUGCUGCGCCGCCUUCACCGCCUGUGCGACGUAGCUGACAACGUCACGCUGCGCGGCACUCUCGGCAGCUACGGCCGCUGUGCCAUGAGCACCUUGCGCCUCCUGCUAUGCUUGCUGCAGCGACAGAUUGGGGAGCUGGGGUACCAAGCAGGCGGGCCGCACCGGCUGAGCUUUCCGGAACUGCUCACGGCAUACCAACGGCUGCAGCGCGCAGUGGAGCAGGUGGAGGUUCUUGCGGCGUUUUUCGGCGUCCCGGCCGCGGCCGCGGUGCCAGAGGCGUGGGACCCCGUCGACGUCCUCGAAGAGCGCUGCUCAUCGGCGUUGCUUAUCUCACGCCUGUACGAAUGCUUCACUGCGUAUCAUGCCGACGCGCUUGGUCAGCACGGAAGCGCUGCCACCCACUACCACGCACUGCAGCAGGAGCGGCUCGCCCAACUGCUCGCCUCGUUGGGCAGUGAAGAUAGUGAGGAGGUGCCGUUGCAGGCGAAUACGCCGGGUGGCGGCGUCGACCAGCAGCGACAGAAAAUGCGAGCUGCCUUGGCCGCGGUUGAGUCUGGGACGGCCUCUCCCUCGGUGAACACUUCGCCUGUAGACACCGGCGACAGCUACGGCGCGUGGGAGCAGCAUCGCAAGGACCUGCUCAGCUACUCCAUCGACGCCAUCGGGCUUCUUCUCCGCUCAACCCUGCGUCCUCUGAACGCAAUGCUGCACCGCUGGCUCACGGCAGGCGAGCUGGCCGAUCCGUAUGACGAGUUUUUUGUGGUACCGUCUCACGGCCAGACGCACAGCGGCUUCACCUUGGAACCUUCACCACAGCGGCUACCGGUAUUUCUCUCUGUUGCAGCUGCCACAGACCUCCUCCACGCUGGGGUAAGCCUGCGGGUGCUUCGAGUGGCUGCGACGCAUGUCGUGCUCAGCGCCCAGAAAGACGCACGUCGACUGGAAGGCAUGGCGGAGGUCAAUGAGGCCGCGGCGGAGGACUAUGCUGGGGAGCUGCUCGAUACGCAGACGCUGCGACGCGCAAUUGAACAGUUUAUCAAGCAACUUGUGCACGGUGCACCGACAGCGGAUGCUGUGCACGAUAUGGGACGCUCGGGAACUGGCGCCAACGACGAAGGCGAAGUCACCGACGCGGCCCCAAUGCCGCUGCCGCCGCGUGUCGACUUGCUGUCGUCGUACGGCGCCAUCAACUGGUGGAAGGAGCACUACCAAGCCUGCACACGUGUCUUGCUCGAGGUGGUGGAGGAGGCCGCGAAUCCUGUGGAGGGCAGCGGCGAGGACGGCUCCACGGAAGCUACUCCAGACCCGUCGCUGUGGUUGCAUGCGGACGAGGAAGAGGGGCUGCGUAGUGCUGAAGAGGCGUCCGCGGCCGAGAACGAACAUGUCGGUGGCGUCACUUCCUCCGAAACGCACACUGGUCAUGCCGAGCUGUCCCUCUCCGGCGCCACUGCUGCGCCAGCCGUACGUGACGAUCACCAUCGUGAUCGCUCUCCUCACGUGACGGCUGCUUUCCCAUCAAACGAGUCGACGAGUGAGGCACCGUCGUACAUUACCAUUUUCAUAAACUCCGACGACGAUGAGGACCGCGGCGCCCACUCGGGAAUGGGGAGGGCGGCAGGCGGGCGGCAGGGGGCGGACAGCGCUUGCAUUGCCUCUUCGUCUUCUCGCUCCUCUACGACUGCGACGGCGAGCGUGCUUGGCCUACGCCGCAUCGCCAGCUCCCGCUUCUCAACCGGGACAACGGUGACCUCGACAGCCUCGUCGCGUGGCACCAUGGCCCUCUACGGUGCCAUCACGGAGGAACUACGCCAAGUCUCGCUGCUCGAGCAGCAGACGGAGGCGGACCUCGGGCAAUGCCGCCACGCGCUCCGCGCCGAGCUCGACGCGCAACUGUGGCGCCGCCGACGAGACAGUCGACUGAGCGACUGGAAGGCCCAGCGACUGGCGCUACGGCUGCGGCGAGUGCGCGCCAUGGAGGGCAUCGUUGAAGAAUUGCGCGAUGUGUACAUGAUACGCGCUGCCGGGCACACCGAAGUCCAAGAGCCAGCGUCGCGCCCCAUCGAGGAAGCCGAGCAAGACGCGGCGGCCCGAGAGCCUUCCAUGGCUGGCCCUGCAAUGACGGAGAUGCGCAUUGUGGUGCCGCUCCGCCAGCUGCCGCCGCGACGCGUCGCGCCGCCGGUGAUUCUGUACGCCACUCCAGACGACGAGUAUGGCGUCGACGGCGUGACUGGGGGGAGGCGUGGCAGUCGUCUCUUCCCUGAUCGCUCGCGCCGCACAAGUUUCGCGGCACAUCCGACUAUCAUGGAGCUGCCCGCAACAGGUGCACGUGAUACCCCUCAGUCCUGUGGGCAGCAGCGGCGCUCUCUCAGCGCAAGCAUAUUGCGCACCAACAACUGGCCGAGGACGUCAGGGUCACCGUCGCUAUCGGCGCGCACGGCACGGCGAGUUUCUGCGGCAGCAGCCGGCGCUGGAGCCGUCACGUUCAUCGAUCCGCUGUCGACCGGAGCUGCGGUGCAACACAGCGACGGCGUUGGCGCGGGGCCAGGAAUUAUUCGUCAGCUGCGCGAUGUUGCCCCAGCCGCCCUGUCAACGUUUGGCGUCAUGGAGAAGGGCAACCCUGUGGAGCCGGGGCAGAGCACCGCCGCGAAGUUGACUGUGCCCUCCGCAUCGACCCCUCCGCCAAUGCCGCCGUCGAAGUCGUCGCAUCCGCGCUGCGAACAAGUCGAGGCGGCGAUGCUGAGGGAGCACGUGGACAUGCCUGCCGCCGUCGCGGCAGAUGAGGCGCACGCGGCGGCGAUGCGGCGCGACGAGCUAGGGUACGCCCACCCAGAUUCACUAUUCAGAGUAGCGGACAUUAACGACGAUGAGUUCCUGCUAAUGCGCACUGGCCCCAAAGGCUAUGCGCGGCGUGAGGCGGAGGCGGCGGCGCUGGCAGAGCUUGCCGAGCGGCAAGCGCAGCUGGCCGCUUGCACAGUCGAUGAGCCGGGGUAUCUUCGCCAGCUGGCGGCGGCGGCGGCGGCGGCCGUGUCCGACCCCUGCCGCGACAGUCCCAAGGACAGCGCCACGUUGCCCAACUCGGGUCUCUCUGCUAAGCGGCGCUCUCGUGCUUCGAUCAAAACCGAACGUGAUGGCGCGGCACGGGACCAUCGCGUCGACGCGGCCGACAGCGCCGUUCAUGUGGGGGGACACACAAAUCUGCCUCUCGAGCUGGAUCCUGCAUGGCAACAAGACGAUCCACACCGAGGCUCGCGCGAAGCGAGGGCGACGAUGACGAGGACGAAAGCCAUGGGGAAGAGCUUCACCGACGAGCUGUGGUCGUGGACGGCAACGGAGGCGCAUCACUGGUACUUUGAUGACCUCGUCCCACUGCACCACGUCCUAACCGGCGCCGAGGUAGACCGCGCUCUUAUCGUUGACGUCUCCCUCACCUGCGACGAGGCCGAAGCGUUGCAACGCUGCAGCGGGUACUACCGCGCCCUCGGCCAGUACACGGCCAGCUUCCUCACGCAGAAGGCGCUGCAGCUGACGCUGCUGCCGCCCUACGGCUCUCUCUACUGCCUCACAACGCAGCUUCUCGACGUUUGCUUGCUGCAGAGGGCGCCGAUUGCCGUGCGUCUCAUGGACCUGUGGAUUACGCUCGUGGACGCUGCACUGGAAAUGACGGCAGAGGCUGAAGAGGCUUCGAUGAUGCAGAGAAUCAUAAGCGGGGAGACGCGACUGUCCGCGUUGGCGGCGCUCACAGACACCCGGCAGGGGCUGAACGUGACCGAGGCGCUCUCCUCCCUCAACUCGGCCUUCCAGCAUGAGUGGGCGACAUGUGUCACGAAUGGCGAAUCGACGGUGAAACUGGAGUGGAGGCUCAUGUCGAGCGGUGGGGAGGGGCAUGAGCGGCUCAGCUCAGUGGAAGAGGCUCUCGGCAGUGAUGCCAACUUCACAGAGGGCGACGAGGCGGCUGAGGAGGGUGUCCGAAACGUCUCCAGCGCUUCCCGUCUGCCACGCCAACCGACGCCGUUAUCGCAAGGCAGCGCAGAGAAAGCGUCGAAUGAGUCCUUUCCCAUUCACUCCUUCCUUGCUUCACUCAGCCUGACGGCGGCGAGCCCGUGGUGCAGCGGAGCGUGGUUGCUGCCAGAUCACACGCUGCAUUGCACUGGCGCCAUCUUCCGCGCGCUCCUGUUUUGGAAGAGCGCGGAGCGGAUCGUACUGCACACGUGGCGCGCCGGCAUGGAUAGUGGGCUCUCCAGCGUCUUCUUCUUCUGCACGACCGUGCGCCAGGUGCUGUUGUCGAGUCUUCAGGAGACAGUGUGGGUGCGACUGGCAGAGCUGACGGCGGUGUACCGGGAGAGUUUGCGCUUCGAGGCCGGGGUCCUCUACACGUACCGUGCCCUUGAGAGCUUUACGAUCGACCAUGCCGCAUUCUUGCGCGAGUGCGAGUUCUACACGCUCUGCGGCCCGCAGUUCCAGUGCCGCGUCCGCCCUGUGUUGCAGGCAAUGGUGGACACCGUCGAGGAAGCGGAGAGGGCGCUGCGGUUUGCGCAGGUGUCGAUACGGGUCGCACGGCGUCAGUACAUGGCCACUUUUCGCUCCCUGGUGAGCAGUGCAAGCAGCAGUGAAAGCGACGGCGACACGGGCUCCGACUUCUGCCGGCAAGCAAGGGGCCGACCAACGGUCGCGUCAGCACCUCAGCAUGUUUUUACCCCCUCGCGGUGGUCUCGGCGAGCGCGGAAGCGGCAAAGCGAUGGGAAAGCGCCGGCCGGCGGCAGUGUUGCUUGGGCCUCCCCUUGGUACCUGCAGCCCCUGGAAGACGCCCUGGCACGUCACUCCGAGAAGCUCUCGCCACCUGAAGCUACUAGCGGUCGACUCGCUGACGUGGAUGCACCUGACACAGAGUCUGAAGUCGACUUUGACAGCGCUGGCACACCGCGCAGACGCGCCGAAAAAGGGAGAAAAGGGCAAGCAGUGACAGCAGAGCGGUCGCCGUCCUCGGCUGUCAGCAGCGCCACGACAGCGCGCUUCACAACUCCGGUGUUCGACAAGUCGCUGCUUGCCGUGCCGGGCACCGCCGGCGGUGGGGAGGAGACAUAUCGCGAAGGCGAUUCAGCUUCCACUCCAACACCGCGCAAGAAGCGCCGCCGCGGAGGUAGUCAGCCAGCUGGCGCUCGCCAACCUACCACUGCCACAGAAGCGCCAAUGGCCACGACACUGCGGGCUUCUGCGACUGCACAGCGCUCGCAAACCCCGAAGUGCAGCCGCAGUGCUGGCGUGAGUGUGCGGCAGCCCCCUGCUCCCGCUAAGGUGUCAUCCUCGACGGUAACAGGUGCUGCAAAAACGGAUACGCUAGCAAUGAAGCGACCGCGGCGAGGUCGCCGCCAGCAAAGGCGGAUGCCCUCAGCGGAACGCAAAGAGCGACGCUGCAAACUACGCGCGAUUGCGGAGCGCAAAAUCAAAGAAGAGGUGGACCACCAGCGUCGACUGGUGCGUGACAUGAUUUCUCGCCAGUUGCGUCGCUUCGCAUGGCUCACGCAGUCCCUACGGAACGCGCUAGCGGAUGUGAUAGUGGAAGAGGACGUAAAGAACAUGGAGGACGAGAGUAUUGCCGCUGCCGCCACCGCCACAAGCGACGGCGCGUCGUUGAAGUCGAUCAAGGACUUGCACAAGGCACAGCGGCAGCACAUGAGCCGCAACACCUACAUCUCAACGAUUCUUCGAAAGCUCGAUGCGCUGAUCGAAGUGAUGGCUACCCAGGUGUGA
Molecule: messenger RNA, 7752 nt
Organism: Leishmania major strain Friedlin
Lineage: Eukaryota; Euglenozoa; Kinetoplastea; Trypanosomatida; Trypanosomatidae
Exons: 1
Coding region: 1-7752 (2583 amino acids)
Biological process (GO): cytoplasmic microtubule organization; spindle assembly; meiotic cell cycle
Cellular component (GO): gamma-tubulin small complex; equatorial microtubule organizing center; centrosome
Molecular function (GO): gamma-tubulin binding; microtubule minus-end binding
Source: RefSeq, a predicted model, not a curated record